This is a messenger RNA of Balaenoptera acutorostrata (minke whale), 6313 nucleotides long. It is a transcript of the gene AP1S2, whose product is annotated as adaptor related protein complex 1 subunit sigma 2. Gene Ontology annotation, cellular component: intracellular membrane-bounded organelle; AP-1 adaptor complex; membrane coat. Gene Ontology annotation, biological process: vesicle-mediated transport; intracellular protein transport. NCBI's taxonomy places the organism in Eukaryota, Metazoa, Chordata, Mammalia, Artiodactyla, Balaenopteridae. Gene Ontology annotation, molecular function: clathrin-cargo adaptor activity. The transcript has 5 exons. The coding region runs from base 156 to 671 and encodes 171 amino acids. The record is from RefSeq and is a predicted model, not a curated record.
CUCGCCCUCCCCUCGCCGCCUAAGCCUUCACUCCGCGAACCAGGUCCUCUCCCCACAGCAACACGGCUUCUCUUCCUCAGCUCAGCGACAGGGGCUUCCCCUUAGCCGCCGCCGCCGCCGGCCGAGCCCCGCCGCGCCUGCGGCCCGUGGCCGCCAUGCAGUUUAUGUUGCUUUUUAGUCGUCAGGGAAAGCUUCGACUGCAGAAAUGGUAUGUCCCAUUAUCAGACAAAGAGAAGAAAAAGAUCACAAGAGAACUUGUUCAAACCGUUUUAGCACGGAAACCUAAAAUGUGCAGCUUUCUUGAGUGGCGAGAUCUGAAGAUUGUUUACAAAAGAUAUGCCAGUCUGUAUUUUUGCUGUGCUAUUGAGGAUCAGGACAAUGAACUAAUUACCCUGGAAAUAAUUCAUCGUUACGUGGAAUUACUUGACAAGUAUUUUGGCAGUGUGUGUGAACUUGAUAUCAUCUUUAAUUUUGAGAAGGCUUAUUUUAUUUUGGAUGAGUUUCUUUUGGGAGGAGAAGUUCAGGAAACAUCUAAGAAAAAUGUCCUUAAAGCAAUUGAGCAGGCUGAUCUACUGCAGGAGAAAACAGAACAUGUAUCAGCAAGAGUUUCGUUGGGUGUAAGAAAGCGUACUAGAAUAUGUGCUGGAGUACUUACGUGCAUCAAAAUGUAGUAGGAUAUAUAAAUUCCGUUUGUAAUUAUAAUUUUGUCAAGUUUGUUGUUUAUAGUUUAGCAUUACCUGAAAAGUUUAAUUACAUUAAAUCCCAAGGGAUAGUCCCAAUUAUUUCAUUUAACUGAUACUUUCAUAGGGAAUUUUGCUCUGAUAAUGAUCUAUCAUUGGGGCUUAUAAUUUAUUUUUUUUACACAGCGAAUAUUGAAAUAGGUUCAGAGUUCAUUGACCAAAAAACUAUUAAUACCAUUGAUACCGAAAUCGAAUUCCCUCAUGAAAAUGAAGCAUUUAGGGGUUCAGUUUAUUAUUAAUAUUAUUUUAGCUUGCUGCUUCAUUCCACAAUAUUCUGAGUGGGAGAAAAAAAGCAAUUAUAUCUUUAAACUGUUUAGGAAUUAUCUGAGGAUUAAAAUUUAACUGGCUUUUUUCCUCAAACACUUUUGUAUUUAAUGGUUAUUAUUUAAGUAUAAGGUAUCUGUUACAUAUUUUAUUGAAACAGUUUACAUGAGUUUGUAGCCUAACAUUUCAAAGUGCCAAGUUGAAUAAAUAUUAAGUUGAGGAUAUCUUAAAAGCACUCAAAUAAGCAGUUCUAAACUUUUUUGAGUCACAAGCCUUUUGGAGGGGUAUAAUCGCUUUGAGAAUCUGAUGGGCCGUGGGCCCUCUUCUCAGGAAAAUCUGUACCUAAUUUUGUCUCUAGUUUCAGGGAGUUUUUGGAGUCCCUAGACAUUAAUCUCUUCUGUGCACUCUAGGGUCAGUUUAAAACUUCACCUCAGGUUACCUUGUUGAUGUGAGAAACAUCCUUUUAGGUACAUUUAUAGAGAGAAGGCAUAGACAUUUAACAGAUCUAUUUGGAGAGUCCUUUAAAAUCUAUCUUGAGGAUUAUUUUAAAAGUAAUAUCCUUAGUCCCAAGGGCAUAUAGUCUUUGGAAUAUUUUUUUUAAGCUAAGUGAACCAUUGAAAACCUCUAUUGCUACCAAAUGGGUGACUACUUUUCUCCUUUUUUCUUGGGAAAGAUUUUCCUUUAGGAUCUGUAAAAGUUCAUGGUCAUUCUGGGAUGUAAUGAUUUUCAUUAAGGGAUUAAAUUCCUUUGCUUCGUGUGGUAAAAUCCUGAUGAACUUGAACACUGGCGGGAGGGAGUAUUCUAACUGGAUUUUGAGUUAACUCAGUAUUUACCAGAUGACUUACACUGAAAAAUCUUUUCAGAGUAUUUUUAGUAAAUACAGUGCUUUCAGAUUUUGUAGGACAUAUAGGUCAUCAUUUAGAUUAUCAUUAUAUACAGUAAAGUUAUAAAAGAUGAAUCUGAACUCCUGGGCAUUGUUUAGAAGUUAAAUAUUCAGCCAUGAACCAAAAUUCUAAAAACAAACCAAUUCUAAGUUUCAAUUAAGAUUUCUUUACUGUGCACUAAACAUUCUAGAAAUCUGAUUGUGUCUAUGUCAGUUUGUAUACUGUGUGUAAGAAUAUAUGCAUUUCUUUUGUAGCCACGUCAUGAAUAUUUUAAUGUCCCUGUGUACUAAAUGACUACUCAUCAUCGUGUAUGCAGAAUUUCACAGAGGAAAUAGAGAGCUGAUAUGCUCAUGAAAGAAAAUAUCCUGAGCUUGGUGACUGAUUAUCUUGUAUAAUAAUAAUAGAACAUUUCAGAACCAUUACCUUUAUAAUUGUAAUACUUUUCCUGUUUUCAUCCUCUUUUCUAUUUUAUUUUCAUUCUAUAUGUGAUCUUGAUAUAGCUUUUCCUGCUUGCAGCUGGUUUAAUUUCUUCUUGAAAAAAUAUGACCUAUGACCAUUUUGAGUAAUGUUUCAUCUUAAACACGUACAUGUCAUCAUUUAUGAACCAUCUGUGAUUAAUCGUGUAAGAGGAAUACCUAGCAAUUGUUAAAAUAUUUACCAAAGAAAAUAUAGCUGAAACGCUAGGGCAGAAUAAGCAAUGCCAUAAUAUAGUGUGGUUUGGUCUUCAAACGUUGGCGGGGGGCGGGGGGAGCUAUAUUUAGGGUGAUUAUAUUAUAGUCUAUAUGAGCAAACGUUUUCUAAUGUAUCACAUAAAAGUGUAUUUGGAAAUAAUACAAGAAAGUAAAAUCUGUACUAUUAUAUAAUAUUUAAGGUAAAACAUUCACAGUUUCUAAGAAAUUUAUAAUGCCACAAUUAUUGAAUCACAUUUGUGCUGUACAAUAUCAAACAGUCCGUUUAAGAACUAUCAGAAAGCUAUGUCAGAAAAGUCUCUUCUGCAAUAUCUAUUGUUCAAUAGUAAGUAAUCCUUUCAAAGUAUUAAUAUGGGCUUUAUUUUGUGUAGUUAAGAUUCUUAUAUUGCUUAAAUACUAAUAUUUUACUAGUUAUGGUUUUAUAAUUGUCUGCAUUUAGAUACUUAAUGAUUUGUUAAAUAUGGUUUUAUAUUUCUGAAUAUGAAAACCUUUAAUAUUGAUCAUUUUUGUGUAUACUUUUAAUAAAACAUGCAACAUAUAUUAUUAUAAAGGGGAAAUUACCAAAUAAUUCAUUAUGUCUAGAGAGUUUAAAGCCCGAGUUAAGUAACUUAUCAUUAAACAAUACAUUCAAAAGAUGCUCAAACUGAUUUACCAUUGAAAGAAGACCUGUGAAAAUGUGUAUAAGGCAGGUAUGCAGAUCAGUUGUUUCCAUUCUUACCAUUCUCACGGUACUACAUGACAUUUGAAGCACCUGGGUGGGCGGUCAAAUGAGAAAUUUAGCAUUAUACAUUGAUAGCAUUGGGAAACAUUGGUCUUCCGUUUCCAUUAUUUUCCUCUAUCCCUCCCCCAGCCCUGCAACAUGUCAUUCAUGUGGUUUUAAUGCUGCAUAAAUAUGCACUGUCUCAUGCCUGUUUGCUUUGGAUGCUGUGUGCCCACCUGUAACAAGAUGUUGCUUCUUUUGUUAUUUGUAUACAGCUGCUUGCUUUAAACUAGUAGAUUCUGAAAUACCUUUCCUUGCAUGUCUAAAAUAAAAGUAUUGCAUGUACUUUGUCUCAUGUGAAUGACUUUUUUCUUCUCCAUCCUUUUGAUAAAUAAUAUAUUUCAUAUUUUAAUUUUUCCAGGUAAUUAUUUUAAAUUGUCUUUUAAAAAUAACAAAAUUUACUAGUUUAACCAUUUUUAAGUGUACUGUUCAGUAGUGUUCAGUAUGUUCACAUUGUUGUGCAGCAGAUCUCCAGAAGUUUUUUAUCUUGCAAAACUGAAACUCUGUACCCAUUAUACACAACUAUUCCCCACUUCCCCUCCCCUCAGCCCUUGGUAACCAACCACCUUUCUACUUUCUGUUUCUAUGGAUAUUACUAAUUCAGAUAAUGGUUUUUCUAGGUAAUUUUGAGCUACAAUUUCAGUGUGAACAUGUGAAAAUUAAUUUUAUAUUAUAAAUACAACUGAUAAAAAAACUCGUAACGUACGGUUUGUAUAAGUCUCAAAGGAAGAAAAUGUGUAAAUGAUUCUUUGAAAUUAGGCCUUUCAGAAAGGACAGACACUUUAAAUAAUGCAUAUUUGAGAAGCAACGUGGUUCUCUUCAAGAAAUGCUAUAUAAGAUUGCAGGCAGUGAACACAUAGGGGAAGUCUGACCAGCUCCAGGGAAUAGGAUAGGGGGACAUUUUUACAUGGAUAAGCUAAGAAUGUUAACUAUAGAAUUCAAUGUAGGCACCCUUUAAUAAAUACAUUAAAGGUUAUAUGAUGUUUUAAAAAUUAUUUAACAUUAAAUGGAAAUGAUUCUUUUUAAAUAGUCCCCUUUAUUUAAUAUGUAUGUGAUUCAGAUGUCAGUCUUGCAGUGUAUUUAAUGUUUAAGGCUAAACAUUAUAAAUGAAAGAGAUUGGCUUACAUCAUUCUUGGGAGUGUUGCAUCACUUCCAUUAAACUUUCUUUUAAAGCUAUAUCAUGAAAACUCUGAGACAUACAAAUAGAAUAGUAUAAGGAACUGUCAUGUACACAUCACUCAGCUCCAACAACCAUCAACUCAAUGCUAGUUUCAUAAAUCACCACCCCACCCUGCCUUUUUUUUUCCACCCCGCCUUUUUUGCCUAUUUUACAGCAAGCCCUAGACAUCCUAUCAUUUCAUCUUUAAUACUUCACUAUGUAUCCCUAAGAGAUGAGUACCACACCCCCCAAAAUUAAUAGUAAUUCCUAAUAUCUUAUGCGUGGUUGGUUUUUUUUUCCUAAUUGUCUGAAAAAUGCAUUUUUAUAAUCGGUUUGUUAGAGCCAGAUUCCAAACAAGGCUCACAUUUUAUCUGGUCUCUUUAAGUCUCUCUUAAUCUUUAACAACUCCUCUGCUUUUACCCUCCUUUGCCUUUUUUGUUAAACUGAGUCCCCUAUGCUGUAGAAUUUCCUCCAUUCUGUAUCUGGCAGAUUAUAAUGGUGAUGUUUAACUUGUUUUCUUAUCCUCCAUGUAUACUUAGGUCUGUAGCCUGGUUAGGUUGAGGUUCAAUUUGGAGAGGGGGAGGGGGGCAAGAAUACUUCAUGAAAAAUAGUCUUUUUUCACCAAAGCUGACUUUUACUCAUUUUUCAUUAAUACACAAACAUACUAAAAGGUCAUCAUAUGAACUUUAUAUAGAGAGCUGGUUUAUAGUAAGGCUAAAUACCUUCAUUUAGAUUUCAGUUGAGUAAUGUAUCAGCUAACAUUUUUUGAGCACUUUCUGUGAAUCAGGCACUAAGCCUUAUCUCCCUUAAUCUCUACAUAUGAAGGUAAGUACUAUGAUCCUUGUUUUCAUAGUACAAGGAAUAAGGAAACAGACCAAAGAGUUUAAAUAAUUAAGAUUAUUUCAUGUAGUGCUUUACAUACAAUUAAAUCUAAUGUAUGGAUUUAUGGUUCAAUUAAUUUUUCUUUUGUUUUGUGCUGUACCACAAUUAGGAUGCAAAAGUAAGUUAUUUGGGUACAAAAAUUGUUUUCCUCUGUUAAAAUCUAGUAUGCCUUUUAAUUACAAACUUGUUGCUAGUAAUACCUGAAAUUUGACCUACUUGGUCCUUUUUUAUUUUGUGCCGUGCAAAAUUAGACACUUUGGGAAAACUUAAUUUUUUUCUAGUAUGCCUGCUUUGUUUAGUCUUCUUUUGACAUUUAAAAAUGAGUAUUGGUUGUUACAUAGAACAAAAGGCACUUUUGUCCCAGAUCCCAGAGCAUUCUUUCUGUAUGUUGCUUCCACUGAAACCAUUGGUUGCUCUGGGGAGGUCUGGGAAGGUGUUUCUGCAGCCUUGCUGCUGGGGACAUUUAAGUCCAAAACUGAGUAAAAACUCAGAGAAGAAUAAAUACAUAUGACUUGAAAAAAGAGCAGGGAAAACAAAAUAUGUGAAGAAUGGGGAGAACUCAGGGGGGUUUCCCUGGUCUUUAUUUAGGGGAGGUUUUGAAUUUUAACACUAAGGUAACUUACCUUUCCUGUAGAAAUGUCGGGUAGCUGUGGGUUUGCACUGCGUUUGCAGUGGGCUUGACUGCUUUUUGUGUUACAGCAAUGGAGCCCAGCACAAUUGGUAGGUAAUCAGUAGGUAUUUAAUGCAUGCUGAAAAUAUCCUCCUGUGGUCUCUGAUGUUUGGGGCACAAAUUGCUAAAUAAGCACUGGCUCUCCAUAGAAGUGCCCAUACUGCUGAACUGCUUGCCUUCAGCAUUCUCUGAAACUUGCACGCCCUUCCGUGUCAAUUUCACAUUCUCAAGCCUCCCCGGAUCUGCUUACCAGAGUCUCACAUUU